Molecule: messenger RNA, 387 nt
Organism: Cryphonectria parasitica EP155
Lineage: Eukaryota; Fungi; Ascomycota; Sordariomycetes; Diaporthales; Cryphonectriaceae
Product: trimeric LpxA-like protein
Exons: 2
Source: RefSeq, a predicted model, not a curated record
UUUCCUUACGUAAAGAUGCCCAUCUACAUGGACUACGGCCUCCGAGUUCGCAUCGGUCCGACAACCUUCAUCAACAGAAAUUGCUUCAUCAUGGACACGCCCGUCGCGGACAUUGUCAUCGGUGAACGAUGUCAAAUCGGCCCCAAUGUCAACAUCAUCGGCGUCGGCCACUCCGUCAAGUACGAGGAGCGUAAUGAGCUCGAGACCGGCGUGGCGGGCAGCUGGGGCGCCAAGGUCCAAAUAGGCGACGGCGCCUGGAUUGGAGCUGGCAGCACAAUUCUACCAGGGGUGACUAUCGGAGAGUAUUCGACGAUUGGGGCGGGCAGUGUCGUUACUAGAGAUGUGCCGGCGCGCUGUGUCGCUGUUGGCAACCCGGCCAAGGUCUUG